GCACUCGCACUUCCUUGGUUUUUCGUGCUUUCCUGUCAACUUCCUAUCGUAGCCCACACCGCGAUGUGUCAAAGAGUAGCGAGAGGAUAUCGCUGGACCAAAUGCGGGCACUUCCAGCGACAAGAAGUCAUCGCGAUCGUCGAGUGUCAGGACGCCCGGUGCGCGCGCAGCGUCUGGCACCCCAAAGACUGCCGCUGGCCAGAGUGCCAGCACAACCCCGACUGGGGCGACCAGAUCGAGUACGACACCGAGCGGAUACGUGACUACUGCUGGGCGUGCAAGAGCAAGUUCGAGCGCGAGGCGCGGGAGCGGGCGCGUCAGGUCGAGAGCGCGGUGAAAAGUUGAUUCUUUCAGAAGUCGACAGCGCACCUUGGCAACGCGCGACGAGGGCUUAGGUGGUCAUGAGGCAGGCGUCUGGCGUGGCCGCGUUGCCGUCUGUGUCGUCGUCGCGUCUCUCCGUGGCAUGGCGUGGCGCGAGCGCUUGAGCUUGAGCUUGAGCUUGAGGUCCCAUGACCUGCCUUCUGGCGUCCCGUGCCCCCCUUCCCCACACCACCUUAGAUCCGCCCUCAGUCUUCUUACGUCCCGCCUGACAGGUGGGGCCGCCCCGACAUACGUAGAUGACUCGGCUCCGCGAUCUACACCCAUUCACCAUGAUUGCAUCUCGCCUUGUUAGACACUCAUGCAUCUCACUCAGUGACGCUACCUUCGACGACUUUGUGUAUCUAUAGCUGUGUUAUACCUCGCUAUCAGUAUCUUGUACAAUAGACAGUAUAUAAUAAAC
This is a messenger RNA of Coniophora puteana RWD-64-598 SS2, 781 nucleotides long. RefSeq lists its product as uncharacterized. NCBI's taxonomy places the organism in Eukaryota, Fungi, Basidiomycota, Agaricomycetes, Boletales, Coniophoraceae. Bases 64 to 345 code for a protein of 93 amino acids. The record is from RefSeq and is a predicted model, not a curated record. The transcript has 4 exons.